Molecule: messenger RNA, 1662 nt
Organism: Scleropages formosus (Asian bonytongue)
Lineage: Eukaryota; Metazoa; Chordata; Actinopteri; Osteoglossiformes; Osteoglossidae
Gene: ddx47
Product: DEAD (Asp-Glu-Ala-Asp) box polypeptide 47
Exons: 12
Coding region: 29-1438 (469 amino acids)
Cellular component (GO): cytosol
Molecular function (GO): ATP binding; nucleic acid binding; RNA helicase activity
Source: RefSeq, a predicted model, not a curated record
GACCGAGAACACGUUGAGCCGGAGGAAAAUGGCACAGGAGAAGGAGGUGAGCGGGAAUGGAGCAGUCGGGACAGAGGAAAGCUUUGAGGAUUUCAGCGGAAAUGAAACCGAGAAGGAGAGUCAAAAGAGCUUCAAAGACCUGGGGGUGACGGAGGUCCUCUGCGAAGCCUGCGAACAGCUUGGAUGGAAGAACCCCACAAAGAUCCAGGUGGAGGCGAUACCCGUAGCCCUGGAAGGACGGGAUGUUAUCGGACUGGCCGAGACCGGCUCGGGGAAGACGGGAGCAUUUGCCCUCCCGAUCCUGCAGUCGCUCCUCUCCUCUCCCCAGCGGCUCCACUCGCUGAUUCUAACCCCCACCCGUGAGCUCGCCUUCCAGGUCGCUGAGCAGUUUGAAGCCCUGGGCUCCAGCAUUGGCGUCAAGUGUGCUGUAAUCGUAGGAGGGAUUGACAUGAUGUCCCAGUCCCUUGCUCUGGCCAAGAAACCCCACGUUGUCAUCGCCACACCUGGAAGGCUUAUAGAUCACCUGGAGAACACCAAAGGAUUUUGUCUGCGUGCUCUGAAAUUCCUGGUGAUGGAUGAGGCAGACAGAAUCCUCAAUAUGGACUUUGAGACAGAGGUUGACAAAAUCCUGAAGGUGAUUCCCAGAGACAGGCGCACGUUCCUCUUCUCUGCCACCAUGACGAAAAAGGUUCAGAAACUACAGAGGGCUGCUUUGAAGGACCCUGUUAAGUGUGCUGUAUCAACCAAGUAUACCACUGUUGAGAAACUGCAACAGUACUACAUCUUCAUUCCCUCGAAAUACAAGGACUGUUACCUGGUGUCGAUAUUGAACGAACUAGCCGGGAACUCCUUCAUGAUCUUCUGCAGCACCUGCAAUAAUGCCCAGAGGGUGGCGCUCAUGUUGAGGAACCUGGGCAUCACUGCCAUCCCCCUUCAUGGGCAGAUGAGCCAGAACAAACGCCUUGGAGCACUGAACAAGUUCAAGUCGAAAUCGCGCUCUGUCCUGCUGGCUACAGAUGUGGCAUCUCGUGGCCUUGACAUCCCACACGUUGACUGCGUCAUCAACUACGACAUCCCCACUCACUCCAAGGAUUACAUCCACAGGGUGGGUCGGACAGCAAGAGCAGGUCGUUCUGGGAAAUCAAUAACUUUUGUCACACAAUACGAUGUGGAGCUCUUCCAGCGAAUCGAAAGUCUGAUAGGGAAAAAACUGCCUGCUUUUCCCACACAAGAGGAGGAAGUGAUGAUGCUGGUGGAGAGAGUCAGCGAGGCCCAGAGGUUUGCCAGAAUGGAACUCAGAGAACAAGGAGAACAGAGGAAAAGGCCCAGAGGAGCAGAUGGAGAUUUGGAUGACACUGAACAGUCAAGUGGUGUCAGAAAGAAAGUGAAAGGAGGAAAAGGCGGAGAGAGAAAGAAAGGGGCUGUUAGGGGGCGCUAGAGACGUACGAAAUCACUGCAGAAUAAUUUGUGUAUAUAUUUGAAUACAUAGCCAUUCUUCCUCUCCCUCUGACACACAAAGGAACAAUAGAUUUUUAAUCUCCUGCUAAACUUGCCUUUGAAAAUUACUGACCAGAGCUUCUUGAAAUUGAAUACGGCAGCAAGCAACACCAGUUCCAUUUUUUUUUUUCUAGUGCCCAAGGUCUUUUUCAAGGUUGACAGAUU